Toxorhynchites rutilus septentrionalis is the source of this 2743-nucleotide messenger RNA. RefSeq lists its product as uncharacterized. The transcript has 3 exons. Bases 933 to 1448 code for a protein of 171 amino acids. The record is from RefSeq and is a predicted model, not a curated record. Lineage: Eukaryota; Metazoa; Arthropoda; Insecta; Diptera; Culicidae.
GAUCAUGCCAACACCUGCAAUGAGAAAAACUCGCACUAGUGUAGUGAAUCGGUUAAAAAUUUUACACAGACGUAGGUCGAACAUUCUCGGCUCCGCGCAGCUUAUAAAAACUUUUAAUGAUGAAUACCAUGAAGGCAUGGUUCAUCAAAUACAGGUUAGAAUAGAUCUACUCGAUGAUCUAUGGAAAAGAUUUUGUGAAAUACAGGAUGAAAUCGAAAUAUAUGAGGAAUCUGAAGAUUCUGAGGACCUUUCAGAACAACGUGUGUCAUUCCAGAACAUUUAUGUUGAUCUCAAAUCCUCUCUAAUCACAAAAUUGCCUCGUGAUAAUCUCGUUUCAACUUCUCGAGUACCGACAGGUCAGGUACAGCCACAAAUCACACAAGCAAUUCGUCUUCCGGAGAUUAGAGUCCCAGAAUUCGAUGGGAAUCCGGAAAAGUGGAUUGAGUUCCGAGAUCUUUUCAAGUCGCUUGUUCACGCCAAUGGGCAGCUAACUUCCGUUCAAAAAAUGCAUUAUUUGAAGGCUGCAUUGAAGGGUGAAGCACAUCAAAUAAUUUCGUCAAUUCUCGUAUCCACCGAAAAUUAUCAAAUUGCGUUGAAAGCUAUCGAAGAAAGGUAUGAUAAUCCUAACCUAUUGAUUAAGCGUCAUAUUUCUGCAUUGUUCUCUAUUCCUACAUUGAAACGCGAAUCUGCUUCAGGGCUAUCCGAAUUGCUCGAUCAAUUUGAUCGCCAUGUUAGUGUGCUGAACCAAUUGGAGGGUCCAGAUCGUCACUGGAAUUCGGUCCUCGUGGAGAGUCUAAGUCGUCGUUUAGACUCAGUGACAUUAAGGGAAUGGGAAAAACAGUGCAAAGAUAAUGAGCGACCAACGUAUGAACAAUUAGUGAACUUCGUCAGAAAACAAGCUCGUAUGUUACUAUCGGUGAAACUAUCCCAAAAUGCAAGUGUAUUUAGCAAUGAUGAGAAGCGACCAACCAAAACGGGUUCGACAUUGGUCGCCACCGAACCUUCGAUUAGAUGCCCUCAGUAGUACCGUAUUCGGAUUCGUGGUGUCGGGAAUGUAUUCAUCUGCUGCAAAUCAAUCGCCGAUUUGCAUUAUUAGUACCGCCAAUAGUCUAGAAACAAUGCUCCAAAGGUUUUGGGAAAUUGAAAAUUUCGACGUCGGUAGAGCGUUAACUUUAGACGAGCAACGGUGUGAAGAUCAUUUUAGAAGAACUGUGUCGCGGGAACCUGAUGGAAGAUACGUGGUUCGACUACCGCUACGCGAAGACCGGUUACCCUAUCUUGGAGACGCGUAUCAGCUGGCUCAGCGCCGGUUCCUAUCAACUGAACGGCGUUUCAGGACGGACUCGAACCUCCGUGACAGCUAUCAUCAAUUCAUGGAUGAGUACGCAAGAUUGGGGCACAUGCAGCGCACUACGCAUACAGUUAAUUCGUGCGUUUCGGUUGAAUGAUACGGUUUCCCAGUUGAAAGCCUUGUUUCGAUCAGAAGAGCUCUUUUUGGUCAAAAGAGGAAAAGCUAGUGCGGAAGAGAAUCUACUACUAGUUUUGUGAUAGUGCAGGCGCUGCGCAUACUUUUUGGUGGUGGAGUGACAUAAACAAUUGGAAAACAACGUCGUGUGAAUGAAUUCACGCGCACCGAUGUGCCAACGUGGAAGCUGAGUAUUUUUAAAAGAAAAUCUACUAAUUUUGCUAUAUUUUAUGUGAGAUGAGUGACGCGUCGCGUAUGCGUACGGAUUGUGAUCGGGGGAGGGAGUGAGUGAGUGAUUGGAGAACGGUGAAAAAGCGCCAUUUAGUGUGCCACAUUCGUUAUCACAGCGCUAACUGCGAGCGUUUCGUCUGCAACGCAUAUCGCACUUUGGAGAAGCUGAGCGGUUUUUAUUUAUUAAAGAAAAAAAUACAAACGCAAACAAAAGGACGAGGGCUGUAAAUUGAAGUCGAGUGAUGAUAUGGAGCAAAAUUAGAACUCGACAAAGGCGGAUGAUAUACAUGAUUGUUGAGGAUCCAUGCCAAACCGUGCUUCUGUUGCUGCUCUAUUGGGUUCAAUAAAUAUUAAUUUAAAGUAAAAUAAGUUGAUUGCUGUAUCACUGCGCCUCGAAUUGGUCCCGCAUCAGAGGAAAACAGUCGUCAGCCCCUCAGUUACUGUGGCCGUGUGAGCGAGAGUCGCAUUCGUUGUUGUGUUUCAGACGAGAUAACAUACCCAAAAUGCUCAGUUCGUUAAAGUAUUGUGCGAAGCUAUGCUUCAACAUUUAAGUGUGCGACAAUUUUGGACGCAAUCUACCAAUAUUAUGGAUUGUGUCAGGCUUAUCGAGUACUAUAUCAACGAUUGAACGUUGGAACUCAGAAUUGGUAGUGAAAACAAGUGCAACGCGCGCAAGCGCCGGUUACCAACGUCAGCACCUUCUCUGGCGCUAGAGUCACAUUCGUUUUUUUUCCAUUGGAUCAAAUCAUUCUUCGACGUGUCUGUGAAGAGAGAGAAUCAAGUGAGCACACACGGUUCCACUGGUGAUGCUAAUCACUACAAAAUUGGAAUGAAAAUAUAAUACAAAGUUUAGUGCAGACGAGCAGUCAUCCAUUCGAAAAGAAUGCUCUAUAGCUGGUUGGCUAACAAGUGCAAGUGAUUGAAAAAGUUAAGCCAAAAGGAACAAUUCGCGUACAAAACUGGCACAAUUUUCGAAAGUGGAGUUUCUACGGAACAAAGUGCUCGAAAAUUAUCCCCUAAUUUUUGCGCCAUCGGUGUGACAUAUGG